CCCCUCCCCAUCUCGUGCGCCACAUGUAAGACACACUUUGUAUCCGACACAGCGCUGACGCGUCACUCGCGCGCUGCCCGUUGUAGCGAGCACUCGUGUGUUCACUGCGGGGAUGGGUAUGAUGAUGCGGUGGCAUUGAGAGAGCAUUUGUUGGUGCAUCGGAGUGAACGGGUUUUUAAGUGUGAGAAGUGUGACAAGACAUUCAAACGCGAAAAUUUAUACAGUGCUCAUUAUAAACGUAUACAUAUAGAUAAUCAAGAUAAAUCUAUGAAAAAGAAAGAAAAGCCGUGGAUUUGUGAAGUAUGUGGGAAAACUCUACCGAAUAAAUCCUUACUACUAUACCACCAAAGGAACCACACGGGAGAGAAACCGUAUCGCUGUACUCAAUGUACAAAGAGUUUUACUAUGAGGAAACUUUUACAGUCGCACUUACGAGUCCAUACGAAUGAUCGACCGUACGUCUGUAAACUAUGUACUAAGACUUUCAAAGGGUUAUCAGCAUUAAGAGGACACGAAUAUAUACAUACUGGUCAAACGAAAAUAUCUUCGAAAAUUAGAGUAAUUAAGUGAUUUCAUAUUUUUAUAUAACGGCCAGUUGUAAAAUAAACA
Molecule: messenger RNA, 609 nt
Organism: Helicoverpa armigera (cotton bollworm)
Lineage: Eukaryota; Metazoa; Arthropoda; Insecta; Lepidoptera; Noctuidae
Product: putative zinc finger protein 833
Exons: 5
Coding region: 268-570 (100 amino acids)
Biological process (GO): regulation of DNA-templated transcription
Molecular function (GO): RNA polymerase II cis-regulatory region sequence-specific DNA binding; DNA-binding transcription factor activity, RNA polymerase II-specific
Source: RefSeq, a predicted model, not a curated record